Molecule: messenger RNA, 3138 nt
Organism: Dromaius novaehollandiae (emu)
Lineage: Eukaryota; Metazoa; Chordata; Aves; Casuariiformes; Dromaiidae
Gene: FBXW8
Product: F-box and WD repeat domain containing 8
Exons: 11
Coding region: 16-1548 (510 amino acids)
Molecular function (GO): protein binding
Source: RefSeq, a predicted model, not a curated record
CCCGGCUCCGGGCGGAUGACCGCAGCACGGAGGCAAACCCGCGCCGAUCUGCUGCCGCCGAAUGAAAUAAAUGAGGUUCCAUUUUUUGAUAUCCAGCUGCCCUAUGAACUGGCGUUGAAGAUAUUUCAGUACCUGGGUAAGGCUGAACUGGGAAGAUGUGCUCAGGUCAGCAGGACAUGGAAAGUACUUGCAGAAGAUGAAGUGCUGUGGUACCGGUUGUGCCAGCAGGAAGGAUAUCUAUUAGAUACCAGCAUCUCGGAUCGUUCCUGCUGGAAGCUCGCCCUUAAGGACUGCCGUGCCAAAGAACGCACUUUGAGAACCAACUGGAAGAACCGCAUUGGUGCUGUGAGCCAGCUGCAGUACGAGCUGGGAAAGAUUCUCUGUGAUGUCCAUUCCUGUGAUGGAGUUGUUAUUGCUGGAUACACAUCAGGCGAAGUGAGGUUGUGGGACACGCGCACCUGGGACUACACAGCCCCCAUCCUGGAACCAGUGCACGGUCCUGACGAUGCUGGACCUCCGCCACACGUCUGCUUUGUGAGGAUAAACAGCUCUCUGGCUGCGGCGGCUUAUGAGGAUGGAACUGUUAGCGUUUGGAGCCUGAUGGUAGGACGGGAGCCCAUCCACCGUUACCAGCACAAUCAGAGGAUUCAGGCUUUGGCUCUGGGGUCGGAGGGUGCAGCGGUAGCGACGGCAUCUGGCUUCGAAGUCAAAGUGGAAAGCCCUAAUGACAGGGGAUUCUGGCAAACUACAGAAACCUUUGAAAUCCAGAAGUUGGUCAACUUCCUUAAUCUGGUUCCAGAUGUUACGGGGAGUGCGGUGGCAGUAGCAGCUGCGGAAGAUGUGGUUUAUCUCCUGAAAUCAGAAGAUCCCGGCAAAGUUCUCCAUUCUGUUUAUGGUCAGCCUGUCACAUGUCUUGAUGUGUCUGCUAAUGAAGCAGCCUUUGGGGUCAAAAGCUUUGGCUGGUUAUUGAAUGAGCCCAACCAGAUUCUUCUUUAUAAUCUGGAAACAAGUCAGUGUCUAAAGAAGCUGGGCAACUCAUUGGGUGACUUUACAUGUGUCAACCUCCAGGACAGUCCUCCAAACAUGCUCGUUACAGGCAAUAAGGACAGAAGGGUCAGGGUGUACGAUCUCCGCCAAAGCGAAUCCCUGUGCUCCCUCUACGCCCACCACCUAGGGGUGUCUGCGGUGCAGAUGGACGACUGGAAGGUUGUGAGCGGCGGAGAGGAGGGCUUGGUCUGCGUGUGGGACCAGCGGAUGGGCACCAAACUCUGGGAAAUGCACGCCAGACAUCCAGUCCGCCAUUUAUGGUUUAAUUCUCAUAGUCUCAUCACUGCGAAUAUCCCCGAUGAGAAAACCCCCCGGGGCGCCAGCAUCCUGGACGAUGACCUAACCGCACACCGCAAGCAUCGAGGAAUCAUCUACGCCUACGAGUUCUCGGCGGACCAGCUGGCUGUAGAAAGCGUCCUUCCUAUUUGCCGCUCUUCCUACGAUGAAGUGACUGGUUACAACUACAACAUUGGUCUCGCGGUUCCCUAUGAUAACAUUUAGGUAGCUCACUUUCAGUUGGCUUCUGUGGUCCAGCUCCCUGCCGAGCACGUGGCCAAAGGGAAAAAGGGACAACGGCCAAAAGGUUGCGUCGGCUGCAGGCGCGUUUCAUGGGCUGCGCCUUUGCUGAAAACUUGGGGCGUGAGCAAGAACGGAGAGUACGGCUGCCCUCAAGGGCUAAAUAAGACUAAAAUAUGUAGCUAUGCAAACGUUCAAAGGUUCGCUGUUGGAGCGGAGAGACCAAAGAGCGAAGGGGAACAGUAUGCCUCUGCGUAAACAAAAUUGGUCGUUCCCACUGCCUGUGGGAAAAAUGCUGCUGAUCCCGUCUUGGCAGCGGACGUGCUUUGGUCAGGGAGCAAGAGCCCUGAGCGGCAAGCGGCUGUGAUCAGGGGAGGCUGGGAGCACACCGGGGAGUUUGCGCCCUUUGGAUGCCUGCCUACCCGGAGGAAAAAAGAAAAACAAGGACUUGGAAGAAGUAUCUUGCUGUGUCACAUGUUUGAAAUUUCUUUCCUUAAAAUGAGCUGCUGAUUCUUUUUUUCCUUCAAGCGCAUCUGAACGUGUCUGGAAAAAGCCGAAAGGCUGCCUUGCUCGUGAGAGGGGAGGUGGAUGGAGAGGGAGGGGAAGGCUGGCCUCGUCCCGGCUGGAUGCUGGGAAACUCAGCGCCUCAAGUUUGUUUUUAAAUAAAUUAUUUUUUAAAAAUCUCUAAAAUUCUAGAUUAAAUGUUUUCUAAUGGUAUGUGUAUACAUGUGUUUGUGGCUUUUUGUUCUCAUGUCUUUUAAGGUGAACUGUGCAUUGAAGAAAAGGCCAUUGUGUCCCUGGCUAGUUGUAAGGUACCUUCUGUGUUGGAUCAGACCCUUCCACUGAGUCUGAAGGCUUCGUGAGAUGGCCUUAACUUGCGUUUCUGGGAGCAUCCUUCCUUCAGAGCUGGGAACUGAUCGUGUUGGUUUGAUGAAGCAGAGGGAUCCCUCUGCAUGGGUGUUCGCACUAACGCUUGGGAGAAGCAUUCAGGCUGAAGGAUAUAAUGUGGUUCUUGCGGGGACACUGAGGACUUAAGCUUUAUCUUAAACACAGAAGUUGCACUGACAUGGCUAGAACCAGUUUGGCUGAAGAAGUGCUGAAGUCCCAUACCGAUAUGUUUUACUGGUUUUUAUGGUUGUGACUUGCACUUGUAAAUUUACUGGUGCAAUCCAAAGCAAUAUAAAUCAAGUUGAGAUUGAAUCAAGUUGUAAUGCCUUUUUGGUGGCUUAAUGAAAUCGGUUUAAAAGUACACUUGGUUAAAUCCCUGUGAAUUGGUGUUCAGGGGAGAUGUGCCGGAACCCGGUGUCUGAGAGGAACUGGCUGGACUGAGACACGCAGGAGUUGCUUGGGCCAGUGCACUGAGGCAAUUCCUGGAGACCCCAGCCUGCUUUUGCCUGGAAAGGGAAACAGUUCAUGAUCAUUGUAUUUGGCUUGCGGUGGUUUCCCAUGACCCCUAAGCCAACUUCCGUGGGCGUGUUUGGUUUUAAAGUUUCCUUUUCCUCCUGAUGGGCUGUUGUAAGAAAUGCAAAGGGGGAAGUCAUUCAGUCUGACCAAUAAAUUUUAUCUUUUCAAGAA